AUGCUCACCUCCGCCGCCCGCGCGCUGCUCUCCCCGCUGCGCGCAGCGGCCGCGUGGGCGAGCGGGGUCGGGGGGGGCGCCGCCUCCUCCUCCUCGCCCGCUGCUCGCUCGGCGAUCAACCGGACCACGCUGCCGGACGGGCGGCGCGCGCUCUUCAUGCGCGCCCUCUUCAUGUUCUGCUCGCCGACCGUCGCUCCUCUGGACUGCAACCCCGAGGCCAAGGCGCUCGUGGCGGCGGGGCUGCUGCCCGCCUCUCCGCCGCCCCUCGCCGGCGGCUCCUUCUCCGACUUGCGGCGCGCGCUCGAGGAGUGGAGGCCGCACUUGUUCUGGUUCGCGGGGCACGGCGACACGCGGCUUGUCGACGGCGACUCGACGAUCGGCUUCUCGGCGCCCGACGGCGCGCUGCAGCUCGUCUCACCGGCGGUGAUCGCCGCGGCGCUGCGGCAGCACGUGCCGCUGCACGGCGGCGACCUCGAGUGCGUCGUGCUCAACGCCUGCUCCUCCGGCUUCGGCGUCGGCUCGCUCGGCGAGAUGCUGCACCGCACGUCCGUUCCCUGCGUCGUCGGCUGGACCACGCGCGCGCACAACAUCGCGUCGGCCGUCUUUGCACUCGGUUUCGGCGCGUGUGUGGCGAGCGGGCGCACCUACCCGGAGGCGUUCGAGGGGGGCGUGCUGGCGGUGC
Molecule: messenger RNA, 682 nt
Organism: Emiliania huxleyi CCMP1516
Lineage: Eukaryota; Haptophyta; Isochrysidales; Noelaerhabdaceae
Exons: 5
Source: RefSeq, a predicted model, not a curated record